CUGUCUUCUCUUGAGAGCCAGGUCUCCCUAUGGUGGCCUUUCUCAAUAGCAAGGCUAUGUUCACUGAGUCUGUACAUAGUCAAAGCUUUCCUUAAUGUUUGGGUCAGUCACAGUGGUCUCUCUCUCGCUCUUUUUUUUAUAUCUCUCUCUCUUCCUCUCUCUCAUACACUUGCGUACACCACUAGCAGCGGUAGGAAAAACCCAGUGACGUUUCUCGUGCUCAUUAUUCUCAUCAAAAAGAUGUUCACUUUUCUCUCUCUGACGCGCGUGAACACCGGACGUCUGACGCCACCUGGGUCUCUUAUAAAAGUCACCCGGAGGGACGAUCUCAGCACGUAGCUCUUCGUCGAUCAUUCCUUAGUUUUCAACAGGGUACCGGAGGAUAACGCGCUGGCCAGUGUCUGUCUGUACACCAGCUCGUUGAGAAGCGGCUUUCACCUCAAGUGUCGGGUAAAAGACACAUUUCAGGUCUCAAUGCCACCCGGGUUCUAGCGAAGACACGCGGCUCAACUCGAGCUAAAACAAGACAAGAUGACCGGUAUCCACGUGGAGGGACUGGCGGCGAUCGCCCUCUUCUACGUUCUGAUCCUUGCGGUGGGGAUCUGGGCAGCGUGGAAGAACAAACACGCCGGGGAGGCGGAGGGCACAGACCGCAGUGAAACCAUCAUGGUUGGUGGAAGGGACAUUGGUUUAUUUGUUGGUGGUUUUACCAUGACCGCGACCUGGGUUGGUGGCGGAUACAUAAACGGAACGGCGGAGUACGUCUAUCUUCCUGGGUACGGCUUGGCUUGGGCACAAGCGCCUUUUGGAUAUGCGCUAAGUCUCGUCAUAGGGGGCCUGUUCUUCGCCAAGCCCAUGCGCUCCAGAGGUUAUGUCACCAUGCUGGACCCUUUCCAGCAGAAGUAUGGGAAGAGGAUGGGUGGUCUGCUCUUCAUACCUGCUCUAAUGGGAGAGAUCUUCUGGUCGGCGGCCAUUUUAUCUGCUCUGGGAGCCACGCUGAGUGUGAUCAUAGACAUAAACAUCAAGAUGUCUGUGGUGAUCUCUGCCUGUAUUGCAAUCUUCUACACGUUAGUCGGAGGUCUGUAUUCUGUAGCCUACACCGACGUGGUGCAACUCUUCUGUAUCUUCCUGGGACUGUGGGUUUCAGUGCCGUUCGCUCUGAACAACCCAGCGGUGUCUGACAUCAAGAUCAGUGCAGUGAAGGAGAUCUACCAAGCUCCCUGGAAGGGAAACAUCAAGAGAGAAGACGCCUGGGUCUGGAUAGACAACUUCUGUCUGCUGAUGUUGGGGGGGAUUCCCUGGCAGGUAUAUUUUCAACGGGUUCUCUCUGCCUCUUCAGCUACGUACGCCCAGGUGCUCUCGUUCAUCGCCGCUGCAGGGUGCCUGGUCAUGGCCGUGCCCUCAGUAAUGAUCGGGGCUAUAGGGGCCUCCACAGACUGGAACCAGACGGCGUAUGGACCUGUACCUCCCAAGGAGAGGGACCAGGCAGACAUGAUAUUACCCAUAGUCCUCCAGUACCUCUGUCCUCCCUUCGUCUCCUUCUUCGGCCUGGGGGCGGUCUCUGCUGCCGUGAUGUCAUCCGCCGACUCCUCCAUCCUAUCAGCUAGCUCCAUGUUCGCUCGGAACAUCUACCAGCUGGCUUUCCGCCAAUCGGCAUCGGACACCGAGAUCGUGUGGGUGAUGCGUGUCACCAUCUUUGUGUUCGGCGGCCUGGCCACGGCGAUGGCGUUGCUGACGGGGACGGUGUACGGGCUGUGGUACCUGAGCUCCGACCUGGUCUACGUUAUCAUCUUCCCUCAGCUCAUCUCCGUUCUCUUCGUCAAGGGAACCAACACGUACGGCUCCGUUGCUGCUUACGUCUUUGGUCUGAUCCUGCGGAUCGGAGGAGGGGAACCCUACCUCUCACUACCCCCCUUCAUCUACUACCCCGGCUGGCAGAUAGAGGACCGGAUCCAUCAUCUGACUGGAGAGGUGGAACACAUCGUGGUGCAGAAGUUCCCGUUUAAGACCGUCUCCAUGUUGGCCUCCUUCCUGGGCAACGUGGCUUUCUCCUACCUGGCCAAGUAUCUUUUCGAGAGCGGCAAGUUGUUGCCCAAGUAUGACUUCCUGGACGCGGUGUUGGCCCAGCACAGCAUAGAGAACAUGGACAAGACCACGUUGGUCAACCGUAACACCAUCGCGCUGUCUGAGAUGGCGGCUGUCAAACCACGACUCAGCGUUCAACUGGCGGCUACGUUCACUCGCAGAGACACUCUGGCUGAGGAGGACUCGAGUCCCGAAGACAGCCCCAACCACGAGACCCUGGACUAAACCCCGGACCUUGAACCCGGAACGUACAGAGACUAAAGAGAGGACUGAAAUGACGGCGACUGAAAUACACAUUUUGACUCGUUUGAUAUUUAACCACUUUGAUUUGAUCCCCAUCACGGCCAAGUGAAUUAUGAAGAUGGAACAGAAUCGAUGGCAUGGAGAUAAUGCCAUCUAUUGGGGCGGCAGGGUAGCUUGGUGCUUAGACCGUUGGACGAGUAAACGAAAGGUUGCAAGAACGGAUCCCCCGAGCUGAUAAGGUUAAAAAUCUGUCGUUCUGCCCCCUGAACCAGGCAGUUAACACCACUGUUCCUAGGCCAUCAUUGUAAAUAAGAUUUUGUUCUUAAGCUGACUUGCCUCGUUAAAUAAAGGUUCAAAUAAGAGGACAUUACGAAGAUGGAACAGAAUAGAUGGCACGGAGAUAAGAGGACAUUAUGAAGAUGGAACAGAAUAGAUGGCACGGAGAUAAGAGGA
Messenger RNA from Oncorhynchus masou masou (cherry salmon), 2781 nucleotides. Its product is annotated as high-affinity choline transporter 1-like. Gene Ontology annotation, cellular component: synapse; axon; plasma membrane. Lineage: Eukaryota; Metazoa; Chordata; Actinopteri; Salmoniformes; Salmonidae. Bases 532 to 2310 code for a protein of 592 amino acids. Gene Ontology annotation, biological process: transmembrane transport; acetylcholine biosynthetic process; neuromuscular synaptic transmission. The record is from RefSeq and is a predicted model, not a curated record. Gene Ontology annotation, molecular function: choline:sodium symporter activity. The transcript is spliced from 9 exons.